This is a messenger RNA of Rotaria sp. Silwood2, 7863 nucleotides long. The record is from the annotation of a GenBank genome assembly. NCBI's taxonomy places the organism in Eukaryota, Metazoa, Rotifera, Eurotatoria, Philodinida, Philodinidae.
AUGAUUGGACUUUUAUCUAUAUGUCAAGAAAAUAUAAUUAACGAUCGAAUAGCUUCAACAUUUUCAUCAAUCAUUCUGAAGAAUUUUGGCGACAAACUCAACGAUGUCUUUGCAACAAUCAAUGAAAAUGAAUGGACAUCUUUUUGUCAAGGUUUAAUAACACUAAUUUGUAUUAAACUAUUUUAUCAAGGAAAUGCAAACGAGAGAAGCAAUGCUUUUGAUUUACUCUCAAAAAUGCCUGAAGGAGAGCAACGAGAAUACGCAGCACUGAAAUUGCUUGAUUUAUUGUAUCAUUUGCCAUAUAGAUUACCUAGUGACGAAGGAAUGGUGCUGUUUGAAUUAGUUAAACCCGAUGAUCUCAAACUGAAAUAUCUCGAAUUAGCUGAUUCGCUUGAAAUCUACAUUAUGUACGUUACUUAUUUUAUCAACAAAUCGGAAGAUAAUGCGAAUGAUUUGAAAGAAAAUAUUAAAAGUCAACUUGAUAGACUUCUUAAAGAAAAUCAUUUGCCAACGUCAAUGUUUGAAAUCGGAGAUGCUGAACUUAUUAAUGAUACUUUCAAUCGUCCAUCUAAAGAUACAUUUAUCUAUGCUAUUCUAUUCGAUGAGUCAUUCAGUUCAUUAUCAACACAUAAAACAAUUAUUAAUCGUUUGAAUCAACAAUGGACAAAAUGGGAACAAGGAAAUAUUCUUGCCAGUGAUAUACGUACAUGGGAAAAAUUUUCAGGACAUCAAAAAGCUCUCGUUCAUAAAAUAUGGUCGUUAGUAGCUGAAGAAACAGGAAAACAAGAGCAAUUGGAUUCAGUUUUCGAUAACUCAUGUAAUGCUUUGAAACAGAAAUUGGAAACGAACGAUAAAGUAAUAACAUGUCUCAAUACUUAUUGUCAAGGGACAAUCGACAAAACGAAAUAUGAUGAUCUCAUCAAAGAUUGGCAUGCGCGUUUUGAAGUAGAAAAUAUUGGUUCAAUUGAUUUACCUUCCGAUUUAUGUAAUAUUGUUCCGUUUGCUGAAAAACUGAAUCCUUAUGCAACAGCAAUGGCUUGGCAAACUUAUCUUCAUCAACAAACAAGACCCAGUAGUAAAAAUCGAUCGAUAAGAAGGCAAGGUCUUAAGGAACCGAUCGAACGACAAUUCAGCGAAGAAAUGGACGAGGACGUGUGGACACAAGAACAAGUAUUGUCAAUAGAUGAAAUGGAGAUAUCACCCAAUGAACCUGUCAAAGUUGAAUGUAUGAGUAUACUUCAACAAGCCGUUAACAUACUUCGAGAUUUUGAACAAAUAUUAAAAUGUAUAUGUGAACAAGGACACGGCAUUCCAAUUGAAAAUAUUCUUCGAUUAUUUCCUGACAUUGGCCAAGCUGCAAAUGAUCUCAAAGUGUUAACACCUUUGCUUAAAAAGGAAAUGUUACCUCUACUUAUUUCCAUUACUUCGUUUUGGAAAGAUCGUGCUCGUGUUCGAUAUAUUUGUACAGGCAUUAUGAAUUUGACUGCGAAAAUUUCUGCUACUAUCGAUUUAAAUAUAUUGCGCAGUUUAUGUUCUAUCAAUGAACAAACAUUGAGUGAAAUAUGUUUUUCAACUUAUGAACAAUAUCGAGAAGAAUUUGAAAAGAAAUGUUCGGCCAAUAUUCUUACAUUACUUUAUUAUUAUGGUUCAUCAAGUGAUUUAUUCGAUUUUCUUGAUUCACUUACAGCCGAUGAUGUCUAUAAUUUACAAGAAGCUGUUAAUGAUUGGGAUGAAACAUUGGUAAAUACAAAAACAAUUUUUGAUUUUGCUACAGUGAAAAAUUUUCUCGAUCGUGCUUAUGCUGCAAUCACAGAUAAACAAAACCAAAUGAAUUCAUUGCUAUUUGAACAUAUAAUCGAAUGUUUCGGAGCUAUAUGGAAAAAUAAUCAAUUUGAUGGUCUUUCUAGAUGUCUUGAAUCAUCCACAUUGUCAUUAGCAAGUAUCAAACGUAUUCAUUUAGAAUUAACCGAUAAAGAACAAUCGAAACGACGUCGAAUAGCUGAUAUUUUACAAAAAUCUAAUAUAGAUUUCGUUUUACUGGGACAUUAUGAAAUAAGAUUCGAUAUUGAUGUUAAACUUCCGAAUCAACAACAGCAAGAAACAACAACGAAUGAUGAGCAAAAAGAACAAAAUAUAACAUUUGCCGAUUUAAGUGAACUUCGUGAUCGUGCACGGCUACUUGAAUAUUCUAGUAAUGUACAAAAAGCUGAUAAUAAGGAACAUGAUGUCGAUAAAUUGCGUAAAUUUAUCAAAUUUGUCAGUGUUGUUGAAACAACCUUAGAAACUCUAACAGCCUUGUAUACGACUGGUCAUCCAUCAGUUUCAAAAUUUCUGAUGCCAGAAAAACGUUUCCUAUGUGCAGAUGGAAAUUAUAAUGAACUAAUAGAAAAUAAUACUAUAUUAAGUGAUUUACUUGAUAAUUGGGAAAAGAUAUUGUUUACUAUGUAUGAAAUACAUAAUGAUUUGACAUAUUUUACAGACGAUCAAUUUUGGCUUAUUGAAAAAUAUAUAUAUAAUUCAUCGGCAUUAUCAGUUUCUCAUCCCGGCUAUCAUCUUCUUAGAUUUAUCGAUAUUGAUCCGAAAUCAAUCAAAACACCGGACAAACAAUACGACAAACCAGAAGAUCGUCUUGAAAAUAUUGGAUCUUUAUUAUCGAAGCAACGACGAGAAGUUGUUCUUCAAAAAGAAAAUUUGAAAAAUGAGAAAAUUCUUCUUGUUGAGACAACAAAUGAAGGUAUUCUUCGUGCUAUUCUAUCUCUAUUUAAAAAAACAAAAAAUUCAGUGCACAUUCGUCAUCUUUUCUAUUGUACAACACGAACAAAUUGGAUACAAAUUCGCGGAUUUAUCUAUCGUUGUUUCUAUUCACAAUCAUUUCAUCAACUGAUUCGACCUGAAAUUCUUUCACAAUCUGUUCAAGAUCAAUUUGUUCGUUUACUACGUUCAUUAAUGAAAGAUAAGCCUGAACAAAAUUUUCGAAUCGGUAUUAUUACAACAAGUAACAUUAGAAAUCAACAACUUAUCAAUGGACUUCGAUCGAUGGAUAUUGUCGAUAUUGUUCGUGAUCAAGAUUUAUUAAAUAAAACAGAUUUUCAAAAAUUAAUUCAAGAUAUGAAUCAAAAUUGUACACUUGUGACAUCACGAAUAGCUAGCCUAGGAAAAUCAACUAUUAUUCGUCAGGCAGUUGAGAAAUUAAAAAAGAAAUAUGUUAAAUUUCCAAUCUAUGGUGAUUUUGAUGUUGAUACAUUAGCUGAAAGACUUCGUUCAAAAUAUGCUGAACUUCAAACAGGAGCCAUUCAUCUUGAUAUUGGCACGACUGCUAAUAGUCAACAAUUAAAUGAAAUUCUUUAUUGUCUACUACUAUUUAGAAAUUUUCGCUUCGGACAAAUAGCUGUUUCGAUACCGACCGAGACGCUUGUAUAUAUUGAACUUGAUGCAUCACCGGAUGCAACUCUUAAUGAAUUACCAUUAUUUCAACAUAUAACUCCGACGACAAUCGUCGAAAAAGUCGAUUGGGCAACUCUUAAUAUAGGCAAUAAAGAAAUUCAAACAGUGGCAAAUUAUUUGCAGGCUAUCGCCAAUGGAAAAAUUGUAAAUCAGAAUAUCCAUCCAUCGAUGCUCAGAGAUUUAGAUGUAAAAACAUGUUCUGAUCUCAUUCAAGGUCGAUUUGUUCAAAAAAAAGAUGUUAAUUACAUAACAUGGACUCAGGUGUCGAUAUUCAUUACUAUAUUUCAUCGUCUAUUUACUGGUUUUUCAAACUGUAUUUACUUCUCAAUUGAUGUAGUUCCGGAUACAAGGCUUCGUAUGAAUCUUGUUGAAGCUCUUCUUCAAUCAUGUAAUGAAUUUACUUCACUUUCAGUUGAAAAUGUUCGUAAACAGCAACGAUCAACUGCCAAAGGUGAACAUACAGUAUUCAGUGAUGCCAUCGUUCGAUGGGAUAGAAUCCAACCGUUUACAUUUGUUUUCACGACAACUAAUGAUCCACUAUAUGUGUACAAAAGUCCUACGAAUGUGCCUCAAGCGCUUGUUGAAUAUUUUAAACAGUAUUAUCAAGCAAUAGGGCAAGCAUCAAUUCCGUUAACUACUAUGUUUCCUGAUUAUAUCACGCUUAAUCACAGUGAUUUUUUUGUCAAAUCAGCUUCACUCUCAUAUAAAUAUUUUAACAAAUCGAUUUGUCCAAAAUGCUUUGGACAAUAUAAUAUCAAACAAGAAAAAUGUGAUAAAUGUGUUAGCAAAGAUCUUCUUAUUCGACCAAAAUCAUUUGAUAACAAAGAUAUCGAAAUAUUUCAACGAGAUAUUGCAAAAAGACUUCAAGAUGAUUAUGUUCUUACAUCAGAUAAUUUUAUUAAAAUGCUUCUUAUUUAUAUGCGAGUACAGUGUGGUAUCCCUGUUUUGAUCAUGGGCGAAACCGGAUGUGGAAAAACAUCCUUAAUCAAAUUUUUAUGUCAAAAAAUUCUCGACGAAGAUCUAGAAAUUUUCCACAUUCAUGCUGGUGUUACACUCGAAAUAAUUGUCCAUAAAAUGAAAGCUUAUAUUCAGAAAGUUCAAUCUUACACUAUUGCAGAAAAGCGUUUAUGGAUAUUCUUCGAUGAAUUUAAUACGACAGCAAAUAUUGGUGUUCUCAAAGAGAUUAUGUGCGAGCGAACACUACUUGGAGAACGGUUACCUGAUAAAAUGGUCUUUUUGGGUGCUUGUAAUCCUCGACGACAGAAAACAGCACGGAUUCUUCAGAAUGAUAAUGUUCAUGUUGGCUUACGAAAAAAUCGUUAUGCAAUGCAAAAAGCUCUCAGUACAGGUGCCGAUCAACUUCUUUCGUAUAUGGUCGUACCUAUACCAGAAACUAUGCUCGAAUAUAUUUGGGAUUAUGGUUAUUUGAACGAAUCAACAGAAUUGACUUAUAUCAAAACAAUGUUGAACAUAUGUCAACGUCUUUCGGCUGAUUCAACUUUGUUCAAUCUUAUCGUUCAGCUUCUUGUUCACUCUCAAAAUCAUUUUCGUCAAAUUGAAGAUGCAAGUAGUGUAAGUUUACGAGAUAUUGCUCGUUUUUGUCGUCUUUACAAUUGGUUUCUCGAUUCCUUAAUCGAAAGAGAUUCGAAAAAAACAUUUCAAGAUAGUUUUCUUCGUCGAGCAAGUUUUAUUUCAUUAAUGCUUUGCUAUUAUUUUCGAUUGCGUUCUGCAAAAUUACAGGAGGAAUAUGUUAAUAAAAUGCAAAGUAUAAUGGUAGAAUGCUAUCCAAAAAUAAGCAACAUGCCGGAUUAUUUGACAAAGCAUAUUCUUGAAAAUGAACAGAAGAAAUUGAUUGAUGAAAGAAUGGAAGUGCCACCAAAUACCGCUCGAAAUCGAGCGCUUCGUGACAAUGUGUUUGUUCUUCUUGCUUGCAUUGUCAAUCGUAUACCACUGUUUUUAUGUGGUAAACCUGGUAGUAGUAAAUCAUCAGCUGUUCAAAUUGUUAUUAGCAAUUUGAAAGGAAAAAAAUCAAAAGAUCCUUACUUUCAAGCAUUGCCCGAACUCGUUGCUGUCUCGUUUCAAGGUUCACAAAAUUGUACAUCGGAGAGUAUUAUAAAAGUUUUUGAACGUGCUGCAAAAUAUGCUGGAGUUCGAAAUGAUUCUGAAAUAUUGCCUGUUAUUGUUUUCGAUGAAAUUGGUCUUGCUGAACUUUCUCCACAUAAUCCACUCAAAGUUUUACAUGCUGAACUUGAAGUUGAGAAUAGUAAAUAUGGUUUUGUUGGUGUAUCGAAUUGGCGACUUGAUGCAUCGAAAAUGAAUCGUGCACUCUAUCUAUCGACACCAGAUCCGGAUGUUAAAGAUUUGCAACUGACAGGUUUAACUAUUGCUCGAAGUAUGCAACACCAAGCCGAAAAACAAGUAGUUCAACUUGAAAAAUUCAUUAUUGAUAGUCUUUCUCAAGCCUAUUAUGAUCUAUAUGAGCAUUUGAAGGAAACACAACCGGAAUAUGAAAAUUAUUUUGGUCUUCGAGAUUAUUAUUCUCUCAUUAAAGGUAUUGCUCGUGACACAAUGACAUUAGAAGAUGAUGCUCAAUUGUAUGGAAUUAUUCGAAAACAGCUUAAAAUUAAUUUUGAUGGUAUUUUUGAUGGUUCAACAUUUUUAUGGCAACAGUUUUGUGAUUAUAUAAACAAGCAAAAUCUUUUUGCUGAAUAUACAAGUCCUCCAUUCAAUCAUCUUGUUGAUCAAACUCUUCGUACUCGUUCAAGUCGAUAUCUAAUGCUAAUUGCUGAUAGUGAGGGUGUAAUUGAUUAUGUUGAACGUUACAUUAAUGUUCAUCAACAAAAACAAAAAACUACCGUUCGUACAAUUGUCGGUAGUUCAUUUCCUGGUGAUCUACUUUCGGGAAAUACCUAUGCCGAAGAUUAUAACUAUCGAGUUUUAAUGGAUAUUAUACUUUAUGCGGAAACAAAUAUUACUUUAAUUAUGCGUCAAAUGGGUCAUCUCUAUGAUAAUCUUUACGAUUUAUUUAAUCAAAAUUUUGCUAUAUCAGCAAGAAAAAAAUAUUGUCGUAUUGCAUUAGGUGCACUUUAUCAUCCACGUUGUCUUGUUCAUGAUGAUUUUUAUUGUGUAGUUUUUAUUCAUAAACGUGAUUUAGACCAAUGUGAUCCACCAUUUCUUAAUCGUUUUGAAAAACAUAUUAUCGAUAUUCAAGCAUUAAUACAUCCACGACAUUGGUCAUUAUCUCGACAAUUAUAUACAUGGCUUGAUAAUUUGUUACCGAAAAAUCUUGGUAAUCAUUUUCCACUUUUACAACAUUUGUUUGUUGAUCACAGUCAAGAUCAAAUUUGUAAUCUUGUUAUCGAAGCUUUCGAACAACUAAACAUAUCAACUGAUGACGAAGAAAAACCUGAGAAAAUUUCAGAAAUUAUUAAUUAUUGUCAAGAAAAAUUACUUCGUACUGGUUCGUUCGAUUUACCUUUAAUUCUUUCGACGCAAUCAACUGACGAAUGUCAAAAAUUGAUUGAACAAUAUUAUAGCAUAUGUCAAUCAUUUACAUUUGGUAAACUCAUUCAAAAAUCUCUUGAAAGUUCUACAUCUUCUCUUCAAAUUAUUUAUACGUAUACUCAAAUCUAUCAUACAAUUGAUCAUCUUCCAGCUGAUGUCGAAGAAGUUAAAUUAAGUGCUUUUAGAACUGAACUUGAAUUAGUCAAAAAAGUAAAACACCAUUAUCAGGCAUUAACAAACUUUCGUCUUCUUCUAAUUCGUGUGGAUUAUCAUGGUGAACAUCAACAUAUUCUCUCAUUAAAACAUGUUGUACAAAAUGAAUAUGUAGCAUCGAGUGAUCGAAGUGUUUGGCUUAUAUUUCAUUUACAACGUAAUCUAAUCAAUCAAGUAAACAAUGAUGUUUUAUUUAGUGGUUGGUUGACCGAUAUGAUCGAUGAUCUUAAUGAUCGAGAACUUAUUCGACAAGAAAUAUUGAAUAAUCCUUCAUAUCAAAAUCUUGUUCGUCAGCCUGAAUUUCGAAUAUCUGAAUGUAUAUUCGAUGGAGAUGUUCAUCAAUGUCUCUUGAGAUCUUGUCAAUACGAUAACAUAUUUGAUGAGCUAGUUGAUCGAUGUUUAUCGAAAUUUCGCUAUAUAACUGUUCAAAUAAAUGAUCGAGAAUAUAUCAGCGAACGACGUCAUACACUCCUUCAACAUAUUAUUGAACAUCGAAAUAAUUCAACAUCAAAAGGUCUUCAUCUUCGUUCAAUUAUAAUCGAAAAGUUGAUGAUGUUGAUUGAAAAUCUUCCGCCAUCGGAUAAAACACGAUUCGUUGAUUGGAGACUUGAUGCUUUAACAAAUGCUAUUACUAUUGCAGGUAGGGAUCAGCGGUAUCAGCGACAAUACCGAAGAAACCGUCAAUUUUGUCACCGACAGUGA